Molecule: messenger RNA, 1740 nt
Organism: Oncorhynchus masou masou (cherry salmon)
Lineage: Eukaryota; Metazoa; Chordata; Actinopteri; Salmoniformes; Salmonidae
Exons: 7
Coding region: 93-1169 (358 amino acids)
Source: RefSeq, a predicted model, not a curated record
CACUUACCAGCAGUUCCCACUCAAUACCAGUCAGUUAACUCACUGUACAAGACCUCUCCCCUUCAGUCUACUGCAGGGUGGGAGAUGCAACAAUGGCCUUGAGAACAGCAGGAAGUGUGUUGGUGGUCUUUCUCUGGUCUGUAGCAGUGGUACUUGGUCAGUAUGUCUGGAGUGUGACUUACACCACUCAGAGUAUCUGUGUCUUGGAGGGGUCAUCAGUGAAUCUGUUCUGCUCUUACACAUAUCCCAGUGGUUAUACAGUCACAACAACCUUCUGGUUCACUAAAUGGGGGACUGGUGUAGAACCUAAAGAUCUAGGUCAGGACCCAGAGUAUGCAGGCCGUCUGGAGUAUCAUGGGGAUAAGAAGAAAGACUGGACCCUGAGAAUCACAGACCUGAGAGAGAGAGACUCAGCUACGUACAGGUUCAGAUUACUAACAGAUCAGGAAGGAGGGAAAUAUUCUGGAAGUCCUGGAGUCAAUCUGUCUGUUACAGCUCUGCAGGUGAAGGUGACUCCUGCUGCAAAGGGACAGAAGACACUGACCUGUAUCACCACCUGUACUCUGACUGACAACCCCACCUACAUCUGGUACAAGAACGGACAACAUCUAGAUGAGAGCACCUCCCCCGAGUACAAAUACUCAGUCUACACUAACAGUAAAGACAGUUACUCCUGUGCUGUAAAAGGCCAUGAGGAUCUCCCCUCUCCUGCAGUGUGUGUUCAGGGUCAGAGCUGCAUCAGAGUGACUUACACCAAGAGGAGAAUCUGUGUCUUGAAGGGGUCAACAGUGGACAUAUCCUGUACUGUUGGUUAUUAUUACACCACAUCAUCAUUCUGGUUUAGAAGUGAUAAGUCGACCCCUGAAGACCUAACCAGAGACCCAGGGUAUGCAGGUCGUGUGAAGUGCACUGGAACAUACAGAGGUCCCUUCACCCUGAGAAUCACAGAUCUGAGAGAGGAGGACUCAGCUGAGUAUCGCUUCACUUUUAAAAAACACAACAUUGACUGGGGUCAUAGAUUCCCAGGAACAACUCUGUCUGUCACAGGUAAUACUACAAUGUAUGAUGCAACUGUAAAUCAUAAUGAAUUACAGGAUAAAUAUAUUAACCAUCCUGUUAACACAGAGGUGUAUGUGGUUUUAUACAUAUUGUUUCAGGUCUGCAGGUGAAGGUGACUCCUGCUGCAGAGGGACAGAAGACACUGACCUGUAGCACCACCUGUACUCUGACUGACAACCCCACCUACAUCUGGUACAAGAAUGGACAGAAUGUACAAGGUGUCUCCUCCCCCAUGUACUCCAUCAGCAGUGAGGAUGCAGACAGCUACUUCUGUGCUGUAAAAGGCCAUCUCAGCUCUCCUGCAGUGUAUAAACCAAAGACCUCAGUGUCAGUCAGUCCCUCUGGUGAAAUAGUGGAGGGCAGUUCAGUGACUCUGACCUGCAGCAGUGAUGCCAACCCACCUGUCCAGAGUUACACCUGGUGGUACAAGAAGAAUGGAGGUGACUGUCAGAGUAUGACAGGACCACAGCAUGUCUUCAGUCACAUCCAGUCAUCUGACAGUGGAGAGUACUACUGUGAGUCCCAGAAUGAGAUGGGGACAGACAGGUCUGGGACCAUCAACAUGGAUGUGAAAUAUAAACCAAAGAACCCCUCAGUGUCAGUCAGUCCCUCUGGUGAAAUAGUGGAGGGCAGUUCAGUGACUCUGACCUGCAGCAGUGAUGCCAACCCACCUGUGGACAA